AGAUUAAGUUAAUCUAACAAUUAUUAAACAUAAUGAAAUGCACUGCAGCAGUGUUAAGGGUAUUGAAAUUAACUCUCUCUCUCUCUCUCCCUCUUGUAAAUUGGAAAAUAUUGAUUAUGGAACAAUUUUCUCUUUAAAUUAUGACGCCUAGGAUUUUCUGUAACCAUAUUGCCUUUGGAGACAAGGUAAACACAAUCAUGUUCCAAUUGUUUGGACAUAUUAUGUGUCAUGACGUCGAUAUUAGAGUUUAGCUAUAAAAAGAUUUUAAAGACACGAUAGACAAGCGUGCACCGAUAUUCAGAUCAAGGUUGUAUCCAACCUUUAACAAAAAACAUGCAGGCAUUAGCUGUUACUAUCAAUGGUUCAAGCGAGCUCGGAUCAGUUGGAGUGUAUCAGUGACGAAGAAAAGAAUUAGAAAUUAAGUACGAGCGCAAUCUUCGACCUGUUUACACAUAAAGUGCUGACGUCACUGGUGCGCGCGCAUAUCUCGGGGAGUUCGAGAUCAGCUGUAGAAAAAGCAAGACGUACUUUGAUAAACUGCUUAAUAAAGACCUCACGUGUUCUUUCCCAAAAGUUAAUGCAUUUUGUUUGCAUUCAAAGUGGAAACACCAUACAACACCGUUAUCCUGCUAGAAAAAGUGUUCCGGUCUCUAGCUAAGUAAAAGACACCAGGGGAACGACCUGAAGUUUCUUUAUAUCGCAAACAAUGGGUCUUGGUUGCACGUGUAUGAUUACAUUACAACUUGCAUGUGUGGGAUUAGUCACACUGACAAUUGUACAGUCACUCCUUUUCCUCGUCUUGGCUGUAUCAUGGAGAAUCCAUAAGGAACCGCCGCCAUUGGAGACCAACACUUACUGUGUGACAUGCGAUGACAUCAGACAAUCGCACCCCUACACGGAAAAAGAACAUCUCAUCGAUGCAUGGAGACAAAUACAUAACGAUUCGGUAUGCUGUGGUCCAACUCGCAGAGUUAUGGAGCUCCGCAUUCGAAAAGAGAUGAAAAAACGAUACGUCGAGAACGGACAAGCAAAUCCGAGUCAAUUGGUCGGAGAAUCGUUUAUCCCCGACUGUGAGUGGUACGGAAUGAAAACGCCUACAGCUAAACUUGUUGGGGUGGUAGAUAGCGUACCAAGUGAUAUAGUCCAAGGUCAUUCUAAACUUCGAUGGAACAAAAACGGCCACACACGCACCGCAAACAAAUGCAUUCAUCUCGAGCUUGAGGGAGAAAUCUUCAUCAAGAGACCAGGCUACUACAUAGUAUCUUCAACGCUGAUUGUUAAUACCACAGGAACGAACAAUACAACACAAAUAUUCGGACACAACUUUAAUCUGCUGUCCCACCGAUAUGGAACAACAAGUGUUCUUAUGCAUCGCCAAAAAUCUAUCAAAGAAUCCGACAAUGUUAUUUUUACAAGUUUUAUAUCCGCGGCUUUUAAGUUGUAUGUAAAUGAUAGAAUAUCUAUAUCUGUCAGCGAUCCAAAUUAUUUAGCUAAUGACAGUUCUAACGACCAUUUCACUGCAUACUACACGUACGAUAUGUCUUAAAUCCGUUCAACUUGUCCAUACUAAAAUAGUUUGUAUCGAAACGCACGGAUUACAUUUUGUCUGUCUUUAAAAAAUCAAAAGUUUGAUUUACCAUUGUGUUUAAAAAUGAACCGUCCAAUAAUAUUUUUUAACCUUCGCUGUAUCAAUAAUACUUAUCUAGGAGUGUUUCAUUGUAAUUGACACUGAUGCAGUCAUUUAUCAUUAUUGUGUAAUCUGCGUCAUAUUACUUACACAGCUUCAAUGUGGUUGUUUGUAUUGAUUUUGACUCUAACCGAUUAAUUUUAUGAUAAGAAAAACAAGUGCUUAUGUAAACACAGUGUAAUUUUGUUAUGUUUGAUUGCAAAAAAGCAACAUUAGCAUAGAAUGUGUUAUAACGUUUGACUCACGGAUCAUAUCAACCGGAUGUGUAAUGUCUGUCCAUCAACACUCCAACGGUUGAUAUACAGUUGUUGUUGACAAUGACUCAUCCAUUCAAUAGUAUUUUUCAAUCUUCGCUUUAUCAACAAGUUAUAUCCAAGAGUUUUUUUAUUGUAUUUGACAUAGAUGCUUUCAUUUAUCAUUAUUGUGUAUUCUUCGAUAUAUUACUUAGACAGCUCCAAUGUUGUUUUUUGUACUGUGUUUGACACUGACCGAUUAAUUUAAUAAUAAGAAAAACAAGUGCUUUUGUAAACACAAAUGUAAAAUAUGUAAUUGUGUGAUGCAUUGUAUGUGCUGUAAUGUUUGAAUCACGGAUCAUAUCAACCUGCUGUGAAAUACAUUGAUACUGAAUACAAGUUCUUCUCCUU
Mya arenaria is the source of this 2331-nucleotide messenger RNA. RefSeq lists its product as uncharacterized. Gene Ontology annotation, molecular function: cytokine activity; tumor necrosis factor receptor binding; CD40 receptor binding. NCBI's taxonomy places the organism in Eukaryota, Metazoa, Mollusca, Bivalvia, Myida, Myidae. Gene Ontology annotation, cellular component: cell surface; membrane. The record is from RefSeq and is a predicted model, not a curated record. The transcript is spliced from 7 exons. Bases 707 to 1546 code for a protein of 279 amino acids. Gene Ontology annotation, biological process: positive regulation of transcription by RNA polymerase II; extrinsic apoptotic signaling pathway via death domain receptors; tumor necrosis factor-mediated signaling pathway.